CUCUACACGGUGCUGCUUGUCGUCUCUUUCCCUCUACCGUCCAUACUUCUGCAAAGAGUCCACUGCUCAGUCAUCUGAACAUUGAUUCAGCCAUGGCAAAGACCACUACCCUCAAAGAAUUCGAGUCGGUGUUCCCCAAGCUGGUUGAGGAUUUGCUCGACCAUGCCAAGCACUACAAGCUUCCCGAGGAGUUUGUGAACUGGUAUAAGGCUUCUCUUAAUGCCAAUACCAUCGGUGGGAAGUGCAACCGAGGGAUGUCGGUUCCUGACUCUGUUUCCAUGCUUCUAGAGGCUCCCUUGUCCGAAGAGCAAUACUUCCAGGCUGCUACCUUGGGAUGGAUGACAGAACUUCUUCAGGCCUUCUUCCUGGUGUCGGAUGACAUUAUGGACAGCAGCAUCACCCGUCGUGGCGCACCGUGCUGGUACCGACAGCCCCAAGUUGGAAUGAUCGCUAUCAACGAUGCCUUCAUGCUGGAGUCUGCGAUCUACACCCUUCUGAAGAAGUACUUUCGUUCACACCCGUCAUACAUCGACCUCGUUGAGCUGUUCCAUGAAGUCACAUUCCAAACGGAGAUUGGUCAAUUGUGCGACCUUCUCACUGCACCAGAAGACAAGAUCGAUUUGGACAACUUCUCGUUGGCCAAAUAUCAAUUCAUCGUCAUCUAUAAGACAGCAUACUACUCCUUUUAUCUCCCAGUCGCUCUCGCGCUCCACCACCAAAAUAUUGCCACACCAAAGAACCUCAAGCAAGCUGAAGAAAUCCUAAUCCCUCUUGGCGAAUACUUCCAAAUCCAGGACGACUACUUGGACAACUUCGGUCUCCCAGAGCAUAUUGGCAAGAUUGGUACUGAUAUCAUGGACAACAAAUGCUCGUGGCUUGUCAAUCAAGCUCUUGCAAUCGCCACUCCGGAACAGCGAAAGGUGCUGGAAGAUAAUUAUGGUCGCAAGGACAAAACAAAGGAGGCUGCUGUCAAGAAGUUGUUUGAUGAGUUGAAGCUCGAGCAAAUCUACAAAGACUACGAGGAGAAACGAGUUGGUGAAAUCAGAAAGAUGAUUGCUGAGGUUGACGAGUCUGAGGGCCUCAAGCGGACUGUGUUCGAGAGCUUCUUGGCCAAGAUAUACAAGCGUAGCAAGUAGAGGCCCGCCCCCAACACGGGUACGGGUUCAUGCUCGCGAAUCUUGCUCUCCCUGUGAGCUCUCAAGGAAAAUAAUCCGCCUUGCACAAUGGUGUUUAUUGGGCAUAGUUGUAAGCAUUUCAGCUCUUUGCAGGUUCCUUGCUCAUUAUGCAUAAUACCACUGUGUUUAGCUUUUCAUCCCGUACUUUCCCAAUUCAUUAAUUUUUCUGGCGGGUGACUACCUUGACCAGCGAGAGCGCUCCGCUCUGGCAGCAGCCAUUAGUAAUAUGGAAAUGAUCAGGCAUGCAUCCAUCCACAGAUGAAGAUUCAUAGUUGCUUUGAGUUCGGGGGCGUGCAACUCCAGCAACCUGAGGCACGUAUUCGAAAUACUGAGGAAUGGUAAAAUAGCUUGUGAUUGGCGAAUAUAUCCUCAUAUCCUCUCUAUCGGGUCAACAAUGGCUUACUCCGUUCAAGAAUAUGGUCGAUGGUGAGGUCCAAAGUCCUAGGUUCC
This is a messenger RNA of Mollisia scopiformis, 1625 nucleotides long. Its product is annotated as farnesyl diphosphate synthase. Gene Ontology annotation, biological process: trans, trans-farnesyl diphosphate biosynthetic process. NCBI's taxonomy places the organism in Eukaryota, Fungi, Ascomycota, Leotiomycetes, Helotiales, Mollisiaceae. Gene Ontology annotation, cellular component: cytoplasm. Bases 93 to 1136 code for a protein of 347 amino acids. Gene Ontology annotation, molecular function: dimethylallyltranstransferase activity; (2E,6E)-farnesyl diphosphate synthase activity. The record is from RefSeq and is a predicted model, not a curated record. The transcript is spliced from 2 exons.